AGGUCUGCUGCCUGCGCCGUUGCUUGCUGGAGGCCCAGCAUGGAGGCUGCCGGGAGCGGUAGUUCUGCGGCCUGCUGCCGCUCGCAGCUGCGCCUGCGCCCUGUGCUCCGGGGCCGGGCUGUUGCUCGCCGUUACCCGCGCGGGAGCCGCGCGUGGGCCCCGCCGCCGUGACGGUUGGUCUCGCGCCGCAGCCGUUGCGGAGCCGCCCCCCCCCAGGGCGGCGGGGGCGCGAGGAGGGACUUGUUCCAAGGAACAUGGAGGAGUGAGAUCCUUGCCGUUUGAGUUUCUCAUCUAUCUAAUUUUGACAUGAUCAAAUGUUUGGUGGAAGAUGUGCGAGCCAGGCUGCGUUCUGGAGUGACAAUCAGCUCACUGGGGCAAUGUGUUGAGGAGCUCGUUCUCAAUAGCAUCGAUGCCAAAGCAACAUGUGUGGCUGUCAGGGUGGAUUUGGAAGCUUUUAAGAUCCAGGUGGUGGACAAUGGGUCUGGAAUGGGGAGAGAGGACUUAAAUGCGAUGGGAAAGCGGUACUUCACCAGCAAGUGCAGCUCAGUGGGAGACUUGGAGAACCUGGCAUCCUAUGGCUUCAGAGGGGAGGCUGUGGCAAGCAUAACCAAUAUGGCCAGUGUAGUGGAAGUUUCAUCUAAGACCAGCAAGACAGCAAAAACCUUUGUGAAGCUAUUUCACAAUGGGGAAGCACUGGAAGCCUAUGAAGCUGAAUUGAGCAGACCAAGUGGUGGAACUACAGUCACUGUAUGUAAUCUGUUUUAUCAGUUACCGGUGAGGAGAAAGUGUAUGGAUCCUGUGUUGGAAUUUGAGAGAGUGAGACAGAAGGUAGAGGCUGUUUCACUGAUGCAUCCCUCUGUUUCAUUUUCUUUAAGGAAUGAUGUUUCUUGUUCCAUGGUGCUUAAGCUCCCUAAGACAAGAGAUGUAUACUCUCGAUUUUGUCAGCUUUAUGGACUGAACAGAUCACAGAAGUUACGAGAAAUAAAUCACAAGUCUGGGGGAUUUGAGCUCAGUGGCUAUAUCAGUACUGAGGGGCAUUACAAUAGGAAUAUGCAGUUCCUGUAUGUCAAUAAAAGGCUUGUUUUAAAGACAAGACUACAUAAACUAAUUGAUUUUUUAUUAAGAAAAGAAAGUGUCAUCUGCAGGGCAAAAAGUGGCCCUGCAAGCAGACAAGCUAGUUCAAGCCCCAGUCGCCAUCGUUGUGGCCCAGAGUUGUAUGGGAUCUUUAUCCUCAAUGUAACCUGUGCAUACAGUGACUAUGAUGUGUGUCUGGAACCUGCAAAGACUCUAAUUGAGUUCCAGAACUGGGAUGUUCUUCUAGCUUGCAUAGAGGAAGGACUGAAAGUAUUUUUGAAACAAGAACAUUUAUUUAUUGAACCAUGUAGUGAAGACAUCAGAGAAUUUAAUGAAGAUAAUGACUUUUGUUUGUAUAAUGCUCCAGCUCUGAAGUCCUCAAUCUCUGAGGAGAAAAGCAUUCAAGACAGUUUUAAGAAAGCAUGCAGUGAAAUUGUGGAUUCCUAUGAAAUGUGUAGCUUGCAAUCAAAAGAUGUCAAAAGGAAAUCUGUUACUGGAAAAAAGUCUCCAGAUCUUACAGAGUCAAAUAAAAACCUACAGGAAACUGAAACUGCCCCAAGUCAGAAGAUUGCUGAACCAUGUAGAAACAAUAAAGCAGAUAUUCCAGACAUGCCCAGAAAAGAUGACACGAUUUCUGGAUUCAGUAUAUCAGACAUCUCACAGCAGGAGCCAAAAGGCACUAACGCUUCCCAUAAAGGGUUUGAUGUUCAUCUGAAACCUUCAGAAAACUUUCAUUCCUCUUUCAGUGGAGAGGCCAGGCCAGAAAUGAGAAAAAUGGACAAGUGUGUUGACCUGCAGCGUUGUGCAGAGAUGCACACAAAAGGUGUGGGAAGCCAGCAGGUCAAAGCAACACAGAAAAAGAAUGCAAUCCAUACCUUAAACAGUGAUGUUACUCAGUUGCUGUGUGAGAGAGAAGACCCUACUGAAACAGUGGCAUCUGGAACUGUCUCUGGAAGUUCAUUGAUGAGACCUUGUAAUGUAAGAAGAGGAGACAAGGAGAGAACUGAAGUGAUAGAUGAUUCAGGAAGAGAGGCUCUUAGUUCAGUCAAACUGGGUUCUACAGGCCUCCCAAUAUGUGUUACACAAAGUGCCACACCUGAAUGUGAACAACCAGAAACAAAUGUUGCACUGAACAUGCAGUGUAGGCCUGGCCCUGCCAGUACCAAGGGUAUAUUUUGCCACAAAGGAAAUUUUCCAAUUUCUUUGAAUGCUAAGGAUAUUUCCAGUAACACAAGUAAAGAAUAUAUGUCUCCUUACACCAGAGAAGUGUGCAUGGCCGAUGGUGAUGAAUGGUUAAAUAACAAAACUUUGUCAAAGGAGGUGAAUCAAAAGAUAGCUUUGCCUGUUGCCACCAGUAGAAGACAUUAUGAGACAUUGAAUUUUACUCCUUUGCCACUGGCAACUUCAGGUAUUCCUCACAAAAAAGUUCUAAAAAGCACUAGAAGACAAAUAAGUGUGCCACGAUACAAGAGCUCUAAGAAGCUGAGCGGGUCCAUAGAGCUGGGUUCGUUAGAAAAGUUCAGGAGAUACUAUGGGAGAGUCAAGAGUGUGCUACCAAAACCCUUGCCAGAGCAAAGUGAGUUUGAUGCCCCAGUUUUUAUUUCACAAGCUAAUUGUGACUUUUCAAAGAAUGAGAGUGACAAUCAUAGUAACAUGAGCACUUGUGAAACUCCAGUUGUGAAAGGUAAAGAUUCUAAUAGUAGUAGCCAAGUUUUUGGUUCUUUGGAAGAUACUUUGUUCUGUAGUGGAGAAAUUUCACAGCACAAACGAGCUCUUUGUCAUAGUCCUUUGACACUGUCUGGUUACUCUCAGGUUAGUAAAAAAACUACAAGUUGUAGAAGAUCUCCAGGGUCAUUAUCAUCCAAACUGUCCAGAAUGAAAAGUGACCACAAAGAAGUAGAGCACCUUGAUGAACAAUUUCAAAGAGAUUUGUGUAGAAAAGAUGACCACUCUUUGGAUCUUGAAUCUUCAAAAAAUGACACUUUGUCACAUGCUUGUGAAACAUAUAAAUCUUUAGUGGGAGAAACGAGUGACUGUAAUGACAGCGUUUCUAAGGAGGAUGAAUGUGGGCAAUCAGACGUGAGAGCAGAGUCCAUGCAAAGUACUGUCAACCCAUCACCACUCAUCAACGCAGAAGGGGAGUACACAGUCUCUUCAAGCAGUGUUUUAUCUUUAGCUGCUGAAAAGGAUUGUGUUGACAUCACGUGUAAAGACAAAAGUACAUUAGAUGAGCCCUCAGAACAGAAUUUGAAAGAUAUCACCCUAAGUAGCUGGGAAUUCUUUGCAGACAGUACAGGCACAGGUGAUCCCAGGACUGAUUUGUGUUCCAACUGGCUGCAAGAUUUUGACGUUUCAUCGGGUAACACAAUAUACAUCAACCAAGCAACUGGACUGAGCACCUAUGGCACUCCUCCUGCUGAAGAAUUUCAAGCUGCCUGCAUUCAGGAUAUAACAACAAUGGCUGUGAAUGUGGUUUCGGAGAGAGAUGCUGAAGGGCAGUCUCUCCAGUCGUUGCUUUCAGAAUGGCAUAAUCCUGUUUUUGUUCCCUGCCCGGAGAUUGCCAUUGAUGUGACCAGCAGUCAGGCCGAUAAUCUGGCUGUGAAAAUUCACAAUAUCUUGUAUCCUUACCGUUUCACCAAAGACAUGGUUUACUCAAUGCAGGUUCUUCAGCAAGUGGACAACAAAUUUAUUGCUUGUUUAAUCAACACUAGGAAUGAAAUGGAGAAAAAGGCAGAUGGAAACCUCUUGAUUUUGGUGGACCAACAUGCAGCUCAUGAACGGAUCCGCUUGGAGCAGCUUAUUGCAGAUUCCUAUGAGAAGGAAGCUGCAGCAUGUGGAAAGAAGAAAUUACUGUCGUCCUCCAUCUCUCCUCCUUUGGAGAUUGAAGUUACAGAAGAACAAAGAAGAUUUCUACGAUGCUGCUACAGAAGCCUGGAGGACUUGGGUCUUGAAUUAUCAUUCCCUGAAAACAACAAUUCCUUGAUUCUAGUGAGGAAAGUGCCACAGUGUUUUAUAGAAAGAGAAGCCAAUGAAUUACGACGGAAAAGACAACCUGUCACUAAAAGUAUUGUGGAGGAGCUUAUUCAAGAACAAGUUGAGCUAGUGCAGACCACAGGAGGAAGAGCACGAGGAACACUACCUCUGACAUUUCUGAAGGUGCUGGCUUCCCAGGCCUGUCAUGGAGCUAUUAAGUUCAAUGAGUGCUUGACUUUGGAGGAGAGCUGCAGGCUCAUUGAAGCUUUGUCAUCUUGCCAGCUGCCCUUCCAGUGUGCUCAUGGAAGACCUUCCAUGAUGCCUCUUGCAGACAUAGACCAUCUACAGCAGGAAAAACAGCCCAAACCUAAUCUGGCUAGACUGCGGAAGAUGGUGCGAGCGUGGCAGUUAUUUGAGAAAAAAAGACCCUAGUCAAAAAAGAUAAGACUGUGAGAUGCAACCACUCUAAGUGUUGGUAUGAUCCAGGGCCUGCUCUUGCUAGACAACAAUCUGCUGUAUUGAGCCAAGUUGCCAAGCUGCAGUCACUGAAGGUCCACUCCAAGUACUGACUCAAGAAACAGAGACCAGCCAGGGGAACACGGCAGCCUGCAGAAGCAUCUUCAACACUGAAGAACUGCCUUGUAAGCCUCUGUCUUAUGCAAGUGCUUGACUAUCAGAGGCAAGAAGUUGCAGCCACUUUCAGUUACUACAGUGUUUUUUCUCUGCAAGCAUAGCAUGAUUCUGCAUAAUAGAGAGGAGGCUUUUAAUGUAUUUAUAUGAUAAUAGUUUGGAAAUGGGGAGGUAUUUAUUAAUAAAAUUAUGACUAAACUCUU
Messenger RNA from Pogoniulus pusillus (Red-fronted tinkerbird), 4880 nucleotides. It is a transcript of the gene MLH3, whose product is annotated as mutL homolog 3. Gene Ontology annotation, biological process: mismatch repair. NCBI's taxonomy places the organism in Eukaryota, Metazoa, Chordata, Aves, Piciformes, Lybiidae. Gene Ontology annotation, cellular component: mismatch repair complex. The coding region runs from base 307 to 4479 and encodes 1390 amino acids. Gene Ontology annotation, molecular function: ATP-dependent DNA damage sensor activity; ATP binding; mismatched DNA binding. The record is from RefSeq and is a predicted model, not a curated record. The transcript is spliced from 12 exons.